CGUGGCGUUGGUAAAGGUGGAGUUGAAGGGUAAAGAUUUGCGUCCACGAUGGCAUCCACGACGGCUCGACUUUCCCAGAAAUUUACUUCUUGACCUUGUUCCCACAGUUGCCUUGCGCGACUUGCCGACUAAAAUAAUUAUUUUUGGAGAUUAAAAAAGGAAGCAAAAUCUCCGAAGAGCAUUAUUAUUACUUUUGCUCCCAAUAAUGAAGGAUUCACCAUAGGAUUUGGCGCGAGAAGAGCAGGGCAGGUGCAGAUGCAUUGAACGCUUCCGGUUUAUGCAGAUAAUAUAUACCUCGAUUGAAGGUUCUCUUAACCAGUGUAUUGAGGGCACAGAUGUGCAUUCCUUACUUUCGAAUGAAGUUGUGGCCGACAAUUCUUGGUUAAAAUAUUUCAAAAACUUCGAUUGAGGCCAAACCGUUUGUGAUUCAUUGCGAUGUGCAUAUUAGCACAUAAGCUGUGCAGCACAAUGAAGACGAAUCCCCUUCCCUGAUUGUAGAUGUGGCAAUUGGCACACAACCUGCACAGCACAAUCUGAAGACAAGAGAAAGUUCAAUUAAAGAUUAUCCAAAGAUUGGCACAGUUGGGUGGUAGAUGAAUAGCUGCAAACAAAUUGGGAACCUCAAUUUUCUUCAGUUCCCUGUAUCCAUUCUCAAAUUAUGCUCAAUGAACCUGGUUCUGACCCAAUUCAUGCAUGGAUAUGCUUAUAAUGGGAUUGAUUUCGUCUUGUGUCUGAGCAUGCCAAUUGUUUCCAUAGGGUGCUGUUCGUCAUAAAUGCUACAAAUACUACAGCAAUGGAAGGAGCGACAAGCUCUUUGGCUGUUUCAUGUGAAGAGAGCUCAAUGAUUGGAUCAGUAACUGCAGCUUCAGAACAAAUGAGUGCUCAAGGUUGCCUUUCAAGUUCCCUUAGAGCUGCUUUGAAUUUUGGAUCAGUAACUGCAGCUUCAGAACAAAUGAGUGCACAAGGUCGCCUUCCAAGUUCUCUUAGAGCUGCUUUGAAUUUUGGAUCAGUAACUGCAGCUUCAGAACAAAUGAGUGCACAAGGUUGCCUUCCAAGUUCCCUUAGAGCUUCUUUGAAUUUUGGAUCAGUAACUGCAGCUUCAGAACAAAUGAGUGCACAAGGUUGCCUUCCAAGUUCCCUUAGAGCUUCUUUGAAUUUUGGAUCAGUAACUGCAGCUUCAGAACAAUUGAGUACACACCUUCCAAGUUCCCUUAGAGCUGCUUUGAAUUUUGUUUCAAGCCAUCCAACACUAGGCUCUCAGGAACUUUUCCCUCCAUUGUCACCUCGGAGAUUCCCGAAUGGGAUAAAUUUUGGAUGCACUGGUGCCAAGGAAAAUCCUAUUGUAAUCGAAGAUGAGCAGGAUGAGGAGAAAUCGUUAAAUUAUGUAGAGAAGCAAAAUAAUUAUGUUUAUAAACGUAGAAAGUUACAAGGUAAUUCUGUAACGCUAUUGCCAAAACAAAUUCAGACAGCUACUGGAAAAGAUUGCUUGCCAAAUGGCAUGUUAAAUUCUGACUGGUUGUCUCAGCCAGCACAAGUUGAAAAUUUUCCAGAGUGUCAUGAGGAUAUAAAUUAUUGCGAUGCAAAUGUGUUCACUAGUCAUAUAGGAUAUUCAGGAAAUUUUUCGUCGUCAGAAAAAAAGCAGAUAAACUGUAAAUCAAAUGGGAUUUUAGAUGGAGAAAAGUGCAAAACUUAUGCAAGAGUGCAUGUUGAUUGUAAGGCACCAGAUAGUGAAGAGAUUUUAUUAUAUCACACAGGAUCUUCAGGAUUAAUUGUGGAUGGGGAAAAAAUGAAUUUGAAUAUUGUUGAAGUUGGGGAGGCUAGUUCAGGAAGCAGAUCAGUCAUUGAGGAUUCCACAAGCUUACAAGUUCAAAGCAGUUCAUCCUUUGAAAUGUCCAAUUGCAAUUUGGGGCGAACCACAGUUCCUGUUAAGAAUGAAUUAACUGAACUAGCUGAAUGCACUUCGUCUGUUGAUGUUACCCGUCAAUCUCAAGAGAAUGACCUUGAAAAAGAGUGGUGUGUUUCUGUAUUGAAACAGUGUGGUUUGCUCGGGUGGUUUGUAUCUUCACGAGAGUAUGCAGCUGUAGGACAUCCGGGUGUUGUAGGUGAUGGCAGUUGCCCACAAUUAUGUAAAAUAUGUGGUUCUUUGGAAGAUUCAAUGACAACUCUCAUUUGUGAUUUGUGUGAUGAAGCAUUUCAUAUGUCAUGCUGUAAUCCCAAGGUAAAAGCAGUGCCUACUCAAGAUGAUUGGUAUUGCCAAUUUUGCAGAAAGAAAAGGAAGAGACCAGGAAAGAAGUCCCUUAUUGAAAGCAAAAGUGCUCAAAAUGCAGCGAAAGACACCUGCACAAAUUUAGAUAAGUCUAAAGAUAAAGGUGAUAUUUUCUCAUGUAUGUUGGAAAAUAGUGAGCCAUACACAACACAAGUUCGAAUAGGCAAGGCAUUUCAGGCAGAUGUUCCUAACUGGAUUGGCAAUGUUCCCAAUGAUGCAGAGAUGUUAUAUCUGGGAGAACCGUUAGAAAAAGAGUUUCCAGAGCAAAAUUUGAUAAAUGAACUAUGGUCAAAAGGCUGGCAACCUGCUAGAUCCUUUUUUCCAGGCUCAAUGGAAAAUUGGCUUCAGUGUCAGAAUGUGAUUUGUGUGGUUGGAACAUGCUCAGAUGAUGAAAAGGCAAAGGACAUAAUUUGUGGAAAAUGGCGCAGAGCUCCUCUCUCUCAAGUGCAAAAUGAUGAAUGGGAUUGCUCUUGUGCAGUGGUUUGGGACCCUGUUCAUGCUGAUUGUGCUGUACCCCAGGAACUCAAAACAGAAGACAUUAUGAUGCGCUUGAAGGCUACUGAAACUGCAAAACCACAGCUUGUUUACAAGAAGAGGAAAAAUAAAAUGAAGCAUUGCAUUGCUGAGGAGGGUCAAAACAGGAUGGAAGGACCAUCUCCUCUUUGAAGCACUUGGACAGGUAGCAUGGAACAAUAGACAGGGGCAACCCAAUUUCAGAGAUACGUAGAUUCCUAAAGGCUAUGUUGACCAUAAUUUUACUCUCCAGUUAUUCAACUAUUUUGUAUGGGUACUAUGAUGAAUUGAAACUGCCUAAAAUAACUCACAAAAUGAGAUUUUAAGAUGAAGAUGCAUUCUCUGGAGCUUACUUAUGUUGAAUACACAAGAGCCAGUAAAGAUUUAUCUGAACCAGUCUUGAAGCCAUGCGGGAGUUGUAUAUAUGGUGGGCUCUGUUGAGAAGGACGAUGAUGAGGAGUAACUGAAAAAAUAUGCUUGGAAUGCAAGAAUGCACAUAGAGAGGGAGAGAUGGGGGCUGAAGGGUUGGAUGCGAGUGAGUGUGAGGCUAGGAGUUGCUUCAUAAGAUUCCGCAGUCUAGAAAGUCAUGGAAGGUGGGAAAAGGUACCAUCAAAAAAUGAGGGGCUUCUAUGUAGAUGGUGUGUUUCCUUUCCAAAAAGUGUUUUAAGCCUCAAGAAUGGAAAGAAAGCAGUUUUAGCUUGGCAGAUAGUAAAGGCACGCUUUGCAUAAUGUGAAAAAAGUAAUGGUAGAAGAGAAUCUUGUUUGAAGAAAACAUUUCUUAAUUCAUCCAAUGAACAUUUUAAUUUGUCUCUGCCAUUUGGUGUGGUAAUCUGAUCAAUUUCAUUUUUAUAUCACCAUUUUUUUUGUA
Molecule: messenger RNA, 3647 nt
Organism: Cryptomeria japonica (Japanese cedar)
Lineage: Eukaryota; Viridiplantae; Streptophyta; Pinopsida; Cupressales; Cupressaceae
Exons: 8
Coding region: 794-2932 (712 amino acids)
Biological process (GO): chromatin remodeling
Molecular function (GO): zinc ion binding
Source: RefSeq, a predicted model, not a curated record